CGUGUGCUUCAGAUAGAACGUAUAAUUGCACAAAAGUUUGUGGAAACUGUCGAAUUACUCACGAGUGUUAUUUUCCGACAACUACAAGUGUUAACUGCUAUAAUGAAAAUUUUAAUGAAUGUCCUACUUCAG
Racocetra persica is the source of this 132-nucleotide messenger RNA. The record is from the annotation of a GenBank genome assembly. Lineage: Eukaryota; Fungi; Glomeromycota; Glomeromycetes; Diversisporales; Gigasporaceae.